Molecule: messenger RNA, 4015 nt
Organism: Dimorphilus gyrociliatus
Lineage: Eukaryota; Metazoa; Annelida; Polychaeta; Dinophilidae
Source: the annotation of a GenBank genome assembly
AAUGAUAAAUCAAUUUCUGGUAAAAGCUGCUAUCCAAUUACCAAAAAAAGACACAACUUUACCAUAUGGAACUCAUUGCAUUAAUAAUGGUGCAGAAAAAUUGCCGAUUUGUCUAGUUUCCUAUAAUAACUCUGAUGACAAAUUAGCCCAAUUUGAAAGAUAUGAGUAUUGUGACAUAUCCUUUUGUGCCUGUAAAGAAGAAGAAUUUCAAUGCGAAAAUAAGAAAUGUAUACCUAAGUUUUUAACCUGUAAUGGCGUUAACGAUUGCGAGUCAGGAUCGGACGAAUCAAAUAACUGUGAACGUCUUCAAAAUAUCGAAUGUAACUUUGAAAAAUCAUAUAUGUGCGGAUAUAUCACAUUAUAUGCUCUUUCUGCUACUCGGAUUGUUCUGCAAAGUGGUGGAUCACCCAACUCUCUGAAUCGUAUCGGCCCUCUAGCUGACCAUACUUUUAAAAGUGACUUUGGUCAUUAUGGCCUAUUCGAUUCAACUCUUUUGCCUAAAGGAAGCCGUUUAGUAAUUAAAAGUCCAAAACAUUUUGUCCAUGAUAGAGACAAUUGUUUGAGAAUAAUGGUAACGUUACCGUAUAGUGAAGAAAACAUAUUCUCUCCCUAUGGCAUAAGAGUAUUACUAAUUGAUGCAAAAGCUUCAGAUUCUUUUUAUUAUUCUCAAGUGGGAAAUUUUCACAAUAUAACUUAUAACAAAUGGACGGCCAUUGAUAUACCUAUCACUACUAUAAGAAAGGAUAUCGCCUUCCAAAUAGAAUUUACUUCUUAUAGAAUGAAUUUAUCAGAUAUAGAUAAGGUAUUUAAAUGUGAAAGACCUUUAAAGACAUGUAUUGAUAAAAAAUACAUGUGUGAUGGAAUUGCUCAUUGUAUAGAUGAAUCAGAUGAAUUUAAUGAAAUAUGUGAAACUCAAAAGAAUAUUUCCUGCACCUUUGGUGAUUCUAGUUCGUAUUUAUGCGGAUAUAGACAGAGAUCAUCAUAUAUGGGCUAUAGAUGGGAAAAAUCUGAUGAAAUAUUAAAAUUCAAUCCAUUCGAAAUAACCGGAAAUGGAAAACCAAAAACUGUUAAAGCUGCUCUUAUUUCUCCUCGUCAAAAUUUCUCUUCAGGAGAUUAUUGCGUUGAAUUUACAUAUGAGAGUAAUACUCUUCUUUCACUUUACAAGGAAACUGACUUAGAUACUAUGCUACUAUUUAAACUAAAUCAAGAGUAUGGAUUUUUCAAAAUGGACUCUGUUGAAUUUACAGUUGAUCAUACUCUUUCCCUUAACCUUGUUUUCCUAAUAGAAGCUGAUGAUAUUGAAAGAAAAAAGCCUCUCUCCAGUUUUAAAUCAAUCGACAUUUUCAACACCAAAUGUUCAAUUGUCUUCUAUAGGAAGUUCAGUAACAUCUUGUUACACAACCCUCUAAAUUGCACAUUUAUGAAUAUGAGUGAUUGCCAUUUUCAAGAUGUAUCUUCAGGCGUUAAUAAGUGGAAUCAUAUCUGUAAUAAAAUAUGCCACUUAGAAGGUUACCUUGACCACCAUAGAAAUUCAAUCAAAGUUGCUUUUAUACUAAAGAAAUAUGAUUCAUCUUGCAUAAAAAUCAAACUCUAUUCAAAAAUUUUGGAAAAAAUUUCUUUUAUUAAAGAGCCUAUAGGCGAAUUUGGCCUUGAAAUUAAUACUCUUAACCUUAAUACCUCAAGUAAUAAGACUAAGAAAUUUCUUGUUUUGAGGUAUUCGACAUCGUAUACUCUAUUCAUUCCAGCAAAUAACACUCAAAAUGGGCUUACUAUUGAAGCUUUUGUCAAUGGAUCAGUUGGCGAAGUUUUCAUUGAACACAUUGAACAGAUAGAAGGCAUUUGCGAAGCGGAAAAUCCACCUUCAGUCGUUUUUAGAGCUUACCCACCCCCUGCUACAUCAAUUGCACUCCCUUACUAUUUGAAUAAACUAAAAUAUAAUGUAAAUAGUACUAUGAGUUUAAAGCCAAGCUCUAAAAAAGAAAUGAGAGAAGACUUCCUGCAAACAAUAACUUUGGAAACAUUUAGUGAGACUUUUAAUCACAACAGAACUUCAUCUCUAUUACAUUGUUCUUGGAAGGGUAAACCAUGUCAAGAAAACAUGAUACAAACGCAUUUUUCGAAUAUAGGAGACUGCUUUACAUUUAAUUAUCAACAUAAUUUCAUGGUUUAUCAAGCUGGAACAGGACAUGGUUUAAAAUUAUUAGUUGACAUAGAAACGUACGAUUUUCUUCCAAAUAUUAAAACGCAAAUGGGUAUAAUUGUAUCAGCGAUUCCCCUUGAUGAUAUUCACUUAAUUCAAGAUAAAGGCUAUGCAAUUUUAACUGGAACAAAUUCACUUCUUAAAAUUAAGAUAGAUGAAAUACAAAGUCUUUCUGAACCUUACGGAAGUUGUACCGACAAACACUUACAGUACUACUUAAACUCUACAUAUACAUCAAAUAAGUGUGUGACACAAUGCCAUACACAAAUGAUAGAAGAAGCGUGCGAUUGUAAACCUUCAUAUGUUUCUGGUUCUAAACGAGAUUGUAAUUUACUAGAAUAUCUACUGUGCAUUUAUCCUCUUAUUGCUUUCAUCGAACAGAAAUAUCUAAAUAUGAUCGACAAGCCAAUCUUUUUAGUAAUUCAAAGUUGUUCUACAACUCUUGAAAGUUUAUUGUUCAUUAAAAGAGAACUUUUGAAAAAUUCAUAUGCUUUAACUGAAGAUUUUAACUUGAACACUCAGGAUAUUUAUAACAAUUUAUUACGAGUAAUCAAAGUUAUAUCUGGAUUCAGUACAGAUGUAAACGAAGAAAUAGUAAAUGCCACUGAAUUUGACUUUACGUUGUCCUACAUUAACGAUCAGAGAGUUAAGUUUUUUUCUAUCUACUAUGAUGUUGGAUUUGUUUUGAAUCGACGUUGUUAUGAUGAUUUAGUUCAUUUAUCGAGCAAUUUAACACGUUUUAUCAGAAUUAUUGAACAAUUGGACAAACAAAAUAGUACAGAAAAUAUUUCGUUACUUGAGAAUUCAAUUGACUUGGGUGUUUCAAAUCUAUAUAAAUUUCUUACAUGUCUUAAUGGUUUGAAAGAUGCCAUUGGACCUUUUGAAAAUGGUAAACGUCAAUAUAAAACUAAUCUUGAACAACUUGAAAACAGUUUGCGAUCCUCUCUCACCAUAAACGAUGAACUGGGUAAAACCAUUCAGAACUUGCGAUUAGAAAGUACAAAAUACAAUGAUAUGAAAGAAAAGUUUGAAAAUAAUGUAAUAACUAUAGCAGAAUUGGCUAAUUCUUUGACAUCCACUGAUUAUAAAUCAAUUAGAAAAAGGCUAAAUGAAUUCGAAAACGGUGUUACAAAAGUUCUUGUAGAGCCUUUCCUAACAGAAGUUGAUCGAUCCAUAGAAAGAGCAGUUGUCUUGUAUACUUUUUCAAUGACAGCUGUAAAUGAACUUUUAAUUAAUUUGGAUAUUAACCAUACGUCGUCAGAUGCUAUUAAUGUCUACAAAAACAUAAGAAGUUUUAAUAUAUGGCGCAAUCCAAAGUUAGAUACUAAACUAAGUUUGGAAGUUCAGUGGCAGGAUCCAGAUCCCUUCAUUUCAAGAAUUUGGCCGUCGUCACAGAGUUUAGAUGAAUUCUUAUCAGAAAAAGGAUCAGCUAUUAAGGAAAUUAAGAAUCUUAUACAGAAUUUCAUGAAAGAAGCCCUUCGAAAGGUGGUUGAUAUCGAAAAUGUAGUUGUGGAAAAUACACAAAAGAUUAGAGAUGUUUUAGAUGAAUUAGAUAACAUAUUGGCUGCCUAUACCCAAGCAUCACAAAUUGAUGAUGAUUUUAUUCGAAAAAAUAUUGUAGAAUUGGAAAUUUACUAUCCUUCUCUUCAACUUGAAUCAAUAAGUCAAAGAAAGGCUUACGAAAUUGAAGACUAUUUCGGUGAUGUUGGUUCAUAUAUGGGUUUGCUACUAGGAGCAAGUGUCAUAACUGCACUGGAAUUUGUAGACUUUUUACUCUCGGCUCUUUGUAGAAGAUCAUGCAAGAAGAUUACUUAA